Cheilinus undulatus (humphead wrasse) is the source of this 5807-nucleotide messenger RNA. It is a transcript of the gene lmtkb, whose product is annotated as apoptosis-associated tyrosine kinase b. NCBI's taxonomy places the organism in Eukaryota, Metazoa, Chordata, Actinopteri, Labriformes, Labridae. The record is from RefSeq and is a predicted model, not a curated record. The coding region runs from base 452 to 5449 and encodes 1665 amino acids. Gene Ontology annotation, molecular function: ATP binding; protein tyrosine kinase activity. The transcript is spliced from 14 exons. Gene Ontology annotation, biological process: brain development; peptidyl-tyrosine autophosphorylation.
ACCUCGGACAGCUCCGAGCAGCCCCGGCUCUAAACUGAACCUCUGAUUUGAUUUCUCUUUCUUUAAAGGUUUUUUUUCGGAGUGAGAUCCGGUUCAGUCCGAGCUGUCAGAUGACGUUAGAGCAGCCAGGUGUCGCGUAAAGCCGUGCUGCAGUAAAGAAAGAGGGAUUAUUCUGGAUGAACUUGACUGCAGCUGUAAAACUGGACUUUUUGGAGCAGCUGUGGCAUCGAUAUAAAUACUAAGGAGCAGAAAGAGACUCCAGCCAUCCUCGGCCUGCUGUGACUUUUACGCGAGGAGCAGCGCGCGUCAGCAUCUGUCUCAAUCAGAGGAGAAAUGGACGCGUUUGGGGAUCACCAGGAGCCGGUUCGACGAGGAGAAAUGAAGCCGUGCUGAAGAAAUAAAGCAGCCUAGUUUGUUCUCCUCCGAGCUCAGACACUGUUCCCCCCCGGUGAUGAAGAUGUUGGCGCUCCUGGUGACGAUGUCCUCGGUGGUUUUCAGCCCCAGUUUUGCUCUCAGCUCUCAUUUCAGCCCAGAUGGCGCUCCGCUGAGUGAGCUGUCCUGGUCGUCAUCCCUGGCUGUGGUGGCCGUCUCCUUCUCGUGCCUCUUCACCUUCGUCUUCCUCAUGCUGGCCUGCCUCUGCUGCAAGAAGGGCAAACUGGGCUUCAAGGAAUUCAAGAAUGUGGACGGCGACGAGUACCACGCAGACAUGUCCACCUUGGCCUCGCCGGCCUCCCAGGGCAGCCCGGACGUCUACAUCCUACCGCUCACAGAGGUGUCCCUGCCGGUCGCUAAGCAACCCUCCAGAUCAGUCCAGCUCCUGAAGUCGUCAGAUCUCGGCCGCCACAGUCUGCUCUACCUGAAAGAGAUCGGGAAUGGCUGGUUCGGCAAGGUUCUGCUCGGGGAGGUCAACACCGGCCUGAAUACCACCCAGGUGGUGGUGAAGGAGCUCAAGGCCAGCGCCAGCGUUCAGGACCAGAUGCACUUUCUGGAGGAAGCACAGCCUUACCGCACCCUGCAGCACCCGGCUCUGAUGCAGUGCUUGGCCCAGUGCACCGAGGUCACUCCCUACCUGCUGGUUAUGGAGUUUUGCCCGCUGGGUGAUGUGAAGGGUUACCUCCGAAGCUGCAGGACUGCAGAGACCAUGACCCCAGAGCCGUUGAUCCUUCAGCGUAUGGCCUGUGACAUCGCCUCAGGACUCUUACACAUGCACAAACACAGCUUCACUCACAGUGACCUGGCUUUGAGAAACUGCUUGCUGACUGCAAACGUCUCAGUGAAGAUCGGAGAUUACGGUCUGGCUCACACCAAGUAUAAGGACGACUACUUCGUGACCUCAGAUCAGAUGUACGUGCCGCUGCGUUGGAUCGCUCCAGAGCUGGUGGACGAGGUUCAUGGGAACCUGCUGGUGGCUGACCAGACAACACAGAGCAACAUGUGGUCUCUUGGCGUGACUAUCUGGGAGCUCUUUGAGCUGGGAAAUCAGCCCUACAGACACUACUCCGACACUCAAGUCCUGACCUACGCUGUGAGGGAGCAGCAGCUCAGACUGCCCAAACCGCUGCUCAAAGUUCCUCUGGCUGAGCGCUGGUACGAGGUGAUGCAGUUCUGCUGGCUCCAGCCCGAUCAGAGACCCACCGCAGAGGAAGUCCACCUGCUGCUCAGCUACCUGUGUGCCAAGGGGGCCAGUGAGGCCGAAGAGGAUUUCGAGAGACGAUGGAACUCCAUGCGCCCCAACACUGGGUUCAACAGCCACCAUGGUGCCUCGGCAAUAUCGCGAGACCACCCUUCAACGACCAAUUCCUCUUUCCCUCUGCUUGAGCAGUUUUCAAACGGUGAUGGCUACCAGUCAGAAUCAGGAGAUGAUAUUCUAACAGUCACUGAGACCAGCCACGGCCUGAACUUUGAGUACAAAUGGGAACAAGCCAGAGCAGACCAGUCCUACAGGGCGCCAGACUCCACCAGUAGUCUAGGGCAAGUCAGCCACCAUUGUCAGGAACCGUUUUACCCACCUGGAGGCAUCGUGGGAGGAUGCCCCAUGGAGAACCUUAGCCAUUCAGUUUCCCCAUCUUACUACCAACCAAAACAUCUACAUGCUCCAGGUGUACUUCCUGUCCUGAGUGCCCAUAGCCCCUCUGUAGGCAGUGAAUACUACAUCCGCAUUGAAGAGCCUGUGGACUGCAACAUUGACCCAGACUUCACCAUGUGCUCCUACAGUCCAGACUACCAGGGCAGCAGUGGAAGCUUCCUAACCGGGAGUGCAGACUCGGGUGAAUGCAUGGCCUGCCCUUCACAAGCUAAGAACAUGCCUCCCUAUUGGUCAGCAGACAUGCAUAAGACAGACGUGUACGAUUCAAAUGAGUCCAGCCCGGCCAUCUCUCUGACGAUGGAGCCUCUUCUAGGGCAAGUGUCUGACAGCAGCCCGCUGAGACCCUGGGAGUCCAGUCACUAUGUGUCCUACAAAGACCGAGAUGGGGGUUACUACUAUGAGCACUCGCCCACUUUGGGUCUGAGUAACUUUAUGAUUGGAAGCGAGCCCACUAGAGAGCGUUAUCGGGAGAGCUGGGGGUCAAGAAGUCUGCGCCAAGCUUUGGGGGAGUUGGAGAACCCGCUUGGUAUAUCUCCGUCUGUGAACAGUCCGCCUCAACAGGCUUUUAGAGACACGUACCUGGAGACAAGUCAGACCUCCAUCAUUGGGAAGAACGUCACUGGUGGCUACUACGACAUGAUGGGCUCCUUGAGGAAGACGAUGCCCAGUCACACCAGGCACAACAGCCACUCAGUCAGCAUCAACAUGGAGACGGACAGGGCACUCUCCAUCGGACACAGGGAAAGCGAUUCAGAAGAGGAAGAAGAGGACAUAUUUUUGGAGAGACACACCUGCAACACUUGGCCUUCGAAGCAUCGCCACAGCAGCGGGGGCCACCACGGACGACGGGCGAGCCACAGCUGCAGACAAGACGCCUACGUCGACUUCCACUACACAAUGCCGAGCACAGACAUCGAAGACUCCUGGCCUGAAGAGCACAGCCUCGCUUUCCACUCCCUACCCAAACCCAUUGACUAUCUGGAGCCCCAUCAGGCCAAAGAUAACAGUGCCUGCCUCAGUCUGAGCAAACAUCACGCUAUGGUGCCCUCAGACAACUGCAAUGCCUACAUCUACCUGUGCCAUGAAGGAGAGACUCAAGUGCCAGCUCCAGGAGAGUGCUGCCACUCACAUUUUAUUGAUCCGCUAACAGGCUUGCUAGUCAGGAACAACAGCUACAGUCACAGCUACACCCCCAGCAGCUACAUCACUGAUAAGGUCAUUGACAUGCAAAGCAAUGAGGAGAUGAUCAAUCUGUCACCAGCUCCAGGAGGUCCUAUUGUGCCCAAACCUGCCAUGAUUAAACCGGAGGAAAGAAGAGAGCAGUAUGUCGACCUUAUCACCUCUGACACGCUGUUCAAGGAGAAGAGGGAGGAUGUAAUCAAAGAAAAUCCAAUCAUGCAAAAACCAGCAGAGACAAAAAUAGAAGAGGUGACGCUGACAAUGACUAAAGCUGCUCCACCUCCUGCUGACAACAUGCAUGUGAUGGUGGCCCUCACAGAUCCACAGUCAGAGCUGAGCCAGACCAUCGACAGCGGCGUUGAGCGAGGAGGCUCUAGCGUGAGCCUUGCAGACAUCCUCGACUGCAGCGACGACGACGAAGAGGAUGACAUUACGGAUGAUAUCACUGACGUUACAUCGGGCAUCUUCGCAGACGAGUCCAGCGAGCUGAACGCUUCUCCGGCUUUCAAGUCGCUGCAGAAACAAGUAGGAACUCCUGACUCCAUGGAUUCAAUGGAUCUGCCGUCUGCAGCAGGGUCUUGUGAAGGCUUAAGUCCUGCGUCGUCCCAUCCUUCGAGCUCUCCUAAAGCCAUGGACAGUGGGUAUGACACAGAGAAUAAUGAGAGCCCCGAGUUUGUGCCCAAAGAACCUCAUGAUCCCCGUGAUCAAUCUCUAGGAAAGCCAAUCCUCGAAACCAGCCUGGGGGAAGAAAAGUUGCUGAAAGAGCAUGAAGUUGACUCUGAAGUAGAGCCCACAGAGAAUAAACAAUUAACAGGUGAAGAUAUGGCCUUACAGACUGCUGAUCCCAUCCUCUUACCACUCAGCGACAAAACUCCAUACAGAGACUCUGCUUAUUUCUCAGACUACGAGAACGAAAGGCAGCCUAGAGAUGAAGGCGACGAAAGAGUUAUGAAUGAACAGAAGGGGGAGAAAAGGAAGAAGGAAGAGGAAGAAGAGCAACAGGAAACUGAAGCAAACAAAGACAUAAAACUUGAAAUGGAGCCGAUUUUAACAGAUGAAAUAGGCUCGUCUUCACCCCCAGAGAUGGAAGCAUACUUGACAGACGACUGUGGCGAGGAUGAGGUGUUGGGUUUACCUCCAGAGCCUUCUGACACUGCUUCAAUAUCAGGGCUGGAUGAAUGGCCGUCUCAAGAGGAGAGCUCAUCUCUUGGAGACUGGGCAGCAGAGGUGGUCGGGGCCAUGGAGGAGGCCAUUGGUGCCCUGAAUGGAGACUGUAUCUCCAGUGUGAGAGUAGAGGAAGAGGAGGAGGAAGAGGAUAAGAAGGAGGAAGAGGAGACAGAUAACUCUGAAGAGCAGGCAGAGAAGACUACUCCAAACAAACCAUCAGGGAUAUCUGAUGGAACCCUGCACAUUCUACCCAAAGACGAGGUCGCCCUGCAGCACACAGCAAACGCCAGACGGUUCUCCUCUUCCUCUCCUCCACCUCCAUCCACUUCCCCUCCUCCGCUCCCGACAACAGAGGGGCGAGCGUCUCCAGGAGAUGGCGAGGAAGCAGACGAGGAGGAUGGAGACACAGAUGACAGCGAUGAAUCGGAUGAGGAGCUGCGGACAUACAGCGUUCAGGAGCAGAGCGCCGGGGAGGAGAGCGAUGACGAGUGCCACCCAGUGCCCAUCGUGGUGAGCGACGACAGCGAGGCCCACAAACUGCGCAGCCUCCUGAAGAUGCCGGUCCUCCUUACAGCGGAGAACAUAGAGGAGGAGCUGGAGCGGAAGAAGAAGACGGUGUCUUUCUUUGAUGACGUCACCGUCUAUCUGUUCGAUCAGGAAAGCCCGACCAAGGAGCUGACUGAACACGGCUUCCCCUUGGGAACAGAGAGUCAAACAUCCAGGAGCAAAUCUCAUGUGAAUGCCUCGGAUGACUCUUCAGAUGGGAACAUCUCAGAGGAGAGUGCAGGUUAUGAAUGGGAGGACGACUUUCCUCUCCUCCCUCUGCCGACUUCUUCAGCGACAUCGGACUCUCCUCCUCCUCGCUCCGUUCCCAAAGCUCCAACCCCUAAACCAGCUGUACAGUUCUCCCGCUUCACCGUCUCCCCCUCCAGCGUGUCCCGUUUCUCCAUCACUCACAUCUCUGACUCUGACAUGGAGUCUGUAGGAGGAAGCAGCGAGGAUGGGGAUAAAGAGUAGAGAGCUGUGGAUAUUUACUGCCUCUUUCUGAGUCAUCUUGGCCUGCUAGCAUGAAUUCUCCUUUUAUUUUAACAUCAGGUUUUAGAAACACAAGACAGUGCCUCUUAUCGCCUGUGGACACUUUCAAAGGUCCUUCCUACCACGAUGUUGGACCUAUGCUGUUUAAAAUACUGAAAAGAAAAUGGUUAAUAUAUUAAAUUUACAGAAUAGUAAUAUAUACUGUAUGUAUGAUAUGAAGAACAUAUGAGCAGGGGAAACUUGUACGCUGAAUUCUGCAUAUUUUUGGGAUCAAAUGGAUGGACAGAUGUUUGGAAAGCAUUACAUUUUUCACCUCUUUCACUUCUUAAUUUAUGGCGGA